CAAUUCAAAUGUGGCCAAAGGAAGUGAUUGAAUGAGCUUCAGAUCGAUCAGAACUAUCUGUAAAAGAAAGUAAAAGAAUCAGCUUCAUAAUAUAGUUUCACGUUGAAUCUCUAGCCUAAUAUUAUCUGAAGGGAAGAAACAAAGUUGCAGUGCUUGUAAGAAGGUUUGAGCUGUGGUGGAUCUCUUCCAUGGAGGCUUUUGUGGGUCCGAUUUGGGAUAUUAUUCAAAGCUUGUGUAGCUGCACAGCCAACACUGCCAACGUAAUCAAAGACUUGGAAAGAAAUGUUGAAGCCUUAGAAAAUGCAAUGAAGCAACUGAAAGAUAUCCGUGAGGAUGUGACAAGAAGGGUGGUGCUCGAGGAGGAAAGGCAGAUGGUGCGCACUAAUCAGGUCAAUGGCUGGUUGCAGAGGGUUGAGGCGACUGAGAAAAGUGUUGAUGAGUUUUUGGAGAAGGCUCGUCAAAAGAGGAAUUUUUGUACGUGCUGUUGGAUGAGAUAUAAGCUUGGCAAGGAAGUUGUUGUGAAGCAAAAAGAUGUGGAGAAGCUGAAGGGGGAAGGAGUGUUUGAUUGUGUUGCAGAGGCGUUGCCAUGUGGCGUAGCGGAUGAGAGACCUCUGGGGCACACAGUAGGUUUGGAUUCAGCUCUUGCACUAGUGAAUGGAUGGAUUGAGGAUGAUAAUGUGAGGAUCAUGGGGAUAUAUGGCAUGGGGGGUGUGGGGAAAACAACGCUCUUGAAGAGGGUACACAAUCUUUUUCCAAGUAGGAGUCGCGGAUUUGAUAAGGUGAUUUGGGUCGUAGUGUCUAAACCAUCCAGUAUUGGAAAAGUUCAGGACAUGAUUUGUGAAGAACUUAAUAUUUCUAAAGACAAGUGGAGAAAUAAGGAUGAGGACGAAAAGGGGAUGCUGAUAUUAAGGAUUCUUCGUACAAAGAAAUUUGUGCUCAUGCUAGAUGACAUAUGGUCGUGGUUGGAUCUUGUUAAAGUCGGUGUCUUGCCCGCUUUGGACGGCCAAAGAAUUUCCAAAAUUGUUUUCACCACUCGAUAUGAAUCUAUUUGUGAUUCCAUGAAAUCAGACAGGAAGCUAAAAAUAGGUUGUUUGGACACAAGGGAAGCAAUGGCACUUUUUAUGCAGCAAGUUGGAACAGAAAUUAUAGAUUCUCAUCCGAGUAUCCGUAAGAGUGCUGAAAUUGUUGUGCAAGAAUGCGAUGGCUUACCACUUGCCUUAAUCACUGUGGGACGAGCCAUGGCUGGGAAAAAAGUGCCCCGUGAUUGGGACAUGGCAGUUAAGAAACUACGCAGAGAUCCAUCUAAGAUGGUGGGCAUAGAAGAUCAUGUUUUCCAUAUUUUGAAGUUUAGCUAUGACAGCUUACCAAGUGACACAAUAAGAUUGUGUUUCUCCUAUUGUUGCAUAUUCCCAGAAGACUAUGAAAUCCUUAUCGAGGAUCUCUUAGACCUCUGGAUUGGGGAGGGGUUUCUAAAAGAAUAUGAUGAUGUGCAUGAAGCCCGUGAUCGAGGCCGAGAUAUAAUUGAAGACCUUAAAGCUGCAAGUCUUCUGGAGAUCGACAACGCUGAUACAAGUGUCAAAAUGCACGAUGUUAUCCGUGAUAUGGCGUUAUGGAUUUCCAAUGGACUCGAAAAAUCUACAAAGAGGUAUUUGGUUCUGGAUCACAUAGAUUUGGUGGAAGUGUGCGCUACGAAGAUGGAAUCUGAAAGAGUUUCAUUGUGGGGUGAAACCAUAAAAACGGUCACAAGUAUUCAACCUUGGAAGAACACUUGGACUUUCAUGAUGAGGAGCACUAGAGUAAGAAGGCUCCCUUUUGAAUUUUUGCAGUGUAUGUUCAUGCUCAAAGUGUUAGACUUGUCCAACAAUGAGGAUCUAGUCGAGUUGCCCUCCAGCAUUGGUGAAUUGGUGCAACUAGAGUUUCUUAACUUAUUCAGCACCUCAAUCAAGGAAUUGCCCACUGAACUCAAGAACUCAACAAAAAUGAAGCACUUGCUACUAGAUUAUACAUCUAAACUAGAAAUGAUUCCACGACAGGUCAUAUCGAGCUUUCCCUUGUUGCGAACAUUUAGGUUGUACAAUUUUCAGGGAUAUUCUUCGGAUGUGGAUGCAAAAGAUAACAACAUUUUGAGUGGAGGUUUAGUAGAGUUGUUAGAAUUAUUGGAGGCCAUGCCGCACAUUAGCAGCAUAUCUUUCACACUAAGCGACGCCAACUCUAUCAAAAAACUUAACAAAUCACCCAAGCUACUGAGUUGCUUGAGGAUUCUUUAUCUUCAUGAGUUGAUUUCACUUGAGUCUCUAUCUUUUUCAGCAGACCGAAUGCGGCAUCUUGAGCUCAUAGCUAUAGAAGGUUGUAAGGUGCAUGAGGUAGAGGUAAUCAUUGAUUCUGAACAGCAGGAUAGAUCUGGCGUUGGCAUUUAUCAGGCCAUCCCAGAAGGAUGUUUCCAUAACCUCAACGAAAUAAGACUAGUCUCUUGCUGCAACUUGUUGGACUUGUGGUGGCUUGUGUAUGCUCCAAUGCUCCAAUAUCUUCUCGUGUCAGAUUGCAGAUCGAUGAUUGAAAUUGUUACAGCUACAGCUACAGGUCAUGAUUCCAUCAACUUAUUUUCCAGGCUUAAAGAUAUAUAUCUUUAUGACCUUCCAUGUCUCCAAAGUGUGUCUCCAUGUCCCUUGCCAUUUCCAUCUCUCGUCAAGAUUUCUGUGGGAGAAUGCCCUAGGCUGAAACGACUGCCGCUUGAUUGGACAAGCGGACGAGGAGGUCUCAAGACUAUCAGAGGAGAGAGUGUGUGGUGGGAUACACUGCAAUGGGAGGAUCAAAUGCUUCAGCCUCACUUUCGCCAAUAUUUUGAGCUUUGGUAAAAAUGCUAUCAUAUUAAUGUUAUCAUGUACAUAAAUAUUUCUGCUGUGUUUGUUAUAUUGAAAGACCAAGCUUCAAAUCCCAUGAUUUAUUUGGAAAC
Messenger RNA from Andrographis paniculata, 2953 nucleotides. RefSeq names its product probable disease resistance protein At5g63020. NCBI's taxonomy places the organism in Eukaryota, Viridiplantae, Streptophyta, Magnoliopsida, Lamiales, Acanthaceae. Gene Ontology annotation, molecular function: ADP binding; ATP hydrolysis activity. The coding region runs from base 189 to 2855 and encodes 888 amino acids. The record is from RefSeq and is a predicted model, not a curated record. The transcript is spliced from 3 exons.